AUGGCAACGCUCUACCCUUCCCUGGAGGACAUGAAGGGUCACCAGAUCCUGCAGGCUCAGGCAGCAGCUGGUGUCAGGACCCCUCCCACCACUGUGGCCAGUGAGAAGCCAAAGCUCAGCUCUGGCACCACACCCCCUGUGCUGUACCCCAACCUGGCCGAGCUGGAGAGCUACAUGGGGCUGGCUCUGUCCAGCGAGGAGAUCCAGAAGAACCUGGAGGGCUCCAAGGCGCUGAGCCCUGCUGGGCACCCCCCAGGGCAGGUGGUUGCCCCCCUGAGUGGGCACAACGCGGGGCUACGGCGGGCAGAGAUCAAGGCAGGGGUGAGGGAGAUUCACCUCUGCAAGGACGAGAGGGGCAAGACCGGGCUGCAGCUCAAGAACGUCGACCAGGGCAUCUUCGUGCAGCUGGUGAAGGCCAACUCUCCGGCGGCGCUGGUAGGGCUGCGCUUUGGCGACCAGGUCCUGCAGAUCGAUGGCAGGAACUGUGCAGGCUGGAGCAGUGCCAAGGCCCAGCGGGCACUGAAGAAGGCAUCCCCUGAGAAGAUCGUCAUGGUGGUGCGGGACCGCCCUUUCCAGCGCACUGUCACCGUGCACAAGGACAGCAGCGGGCACGUUGGCAUCGUGGUGAAGAAGGGCAGGAUCGUGUCGCUGGCCAGGGACAGCUCUGCUGCCCGCAAUGGGCUCCUCACACACCACCACCUCUGCGAGCUCAACGGCCAGAACGUCAUCGGCAUGAAGAGUGCAUAA
Indicator indicator is the source of this 747-nucleotide messenger RNA. It is a transcript of the gene SDCBP2, whose product is annotated as syndecan binding protein 2. NCBI's taxonomy places the organism in Eukaryota, Metazoa, Chordata, Aves, Piciformes, Indicatoridae. The record is from RefSeq and is a predicted model, not a curated record. Gene Ontology annotation, molecular function: protein binding. The transcript has 7 exons. Gene Ontology annotation, cellular component: cytoplasm; plasma membrane. The coding region runs from base 1 to 747 and encodes 248 amino acids.